GGGGGGGUCGUGUCCCCCCCCCCUCCGGUCCCGACCGCCCCCGGGGGAUUUGGUUAAUCCCCGGGCGGGGCUAAUCCCACCCCGGGGCCACCGGGAACCGCCGCGGGCAAGGGGAGCUGCGCAGCCAUGGACAUCGGCGGCCUGGAGACGGUGGUGGCCAACUCGGCCUACGUGUCGGCCCGCGGCGGUCCGGGAGCGUCGGGCCGGGACCGCCGGCAGCGCGCCCGCCUCCGCCUGCCCCACAUCACCCAGUGCGAGGCCCUGCGCGCCCGCUUGGGUGGGGGGCACCCGCCCGGCGGCACCCACGGCGCUCAAGGCGGGGCGGCUGGCGGCGGCGGAGGGGGACAAGAUGGCGCCCGCGGGGGACAAGACGGCGGCGGAGGGGGACGGGACGGCGCCGGCGGGCGGGGGGCGGCCCGCGCCGGGGAGGACGCUUCCUUCCGGUGGCAGUGCGUGGAGCAGCCAAUCGGGAAGCUGCUGUUCCAGCGGUUCCUGGAAGGGGCGCCGGGAUUGGCCGCGGCGGGGGCGCUGUGGGCGGAGCUGGAGGCCUACGAGCGGUGCGAGGAGGCGGAGCGAAGCGGGGCGGCCGCCGCCCUGAGGAGGCGGUUCUUCACCGAGGGCGGGGCCGAGCACUGCCGCUUCCUCAGCGCCGCCGCCACGGCCACGCCCACAGGCGCCACCACCUCCGCCGAGGACUUUGGGCAAGCGCGACGGGAGUUGCUGGCCCACCUGGAGGCGGUGGCCUGGACCCCGUACCGAGCGUCACCGGAGUUUGGGCGCUUCGUGCAGUUCAAGUGGCUGGAGGAGCAGGCGGUGAGCGCCGAAGCCUUUGUCGACUUCAGGGUGCUGGGUAAGGGUGGCUUCGGUGAGGUCUGCGCCUGCCAGCGCCGCGCCACCGGCAAGAUGUACGCCAACAAGCGCCUCAACAAGAAGCGUCUCAAGAAGCGCCAGGGCUACGAGGCGGCGCUGGUGGAGAAGCGGAUCCUGGCGCGGGUGCACAGUCGCUUCAUCGUCUCGCUGGCCUGCGCCUUCCAGACCAAGACCGACCUCUGCCUCGUCAUGACACUCAUGAACGGCGGCGACCUGCGGUACCACGUGUACAACGUGGACGAGGACAACCCCGGGUUCCCCGAGCCGCGGGCCGUGUUUUACACCGCCCAGAUCCUGCUGGGGCUGGAGCACCUGCACCAGCACCGCAUCGUCUACCGUGACCUCAAGCCCGAGAACGUCCUCCUCGAUGACGCCGGCCAUGUCCGUCUGUCCGACAUGGGUUUGGCCGUGGAGCUCAAGGAGGGACAGACCAAAACCCGCGGAUACGCUGGGACCCCAGGGUUCAUGGCACCGGAGGUGCUGCGGGAUGAGGAGUACGACUGGGCCGUCGACUACUUCACGCUGGGGGUGACCCUCUACGAGAUGCUGGAGGCCAAGGGACCCUUCCGCAGGCGGGGGGAGAAGGUGGAGAACAAGGAGGUGACACGGCGCAUCCUACACGACCCCGUCAGCUACUCGGACCGGUUCAGCCCGGCGGCGCGGGCCGCCUGCGAGGGUCUGCUGGCCAAGGACUCCAGCGCCCGCCUCGGCUUCCGGGAGAACGACUGCGCCCAACUCAAGGCGCACCCCCUCUUCGCCGCCAUCAACUGGGGGCGCCUCGAGGCAGGUCUGGUGCCCCCCCCUUUCGUCCCGGACCCCCGUCGGGUGUACGCCAAGGAUCUGGGGGACGUGGGGGCCUUCUCCUCGGUGCGGGGGGUGGAGCUGGACGAGGGGGACGCGGCGUUGUGUGACACCUUCGCCUCGGGGACCGUCCCCAUCCCCUGGCAGGAGGAGCUGAUCGAGACGGGGGUCUUCGAGGAAUUGAAUAUUUGGGGACCCCCCGGGACCUUACCCCCCGAUUUGGAUCCGGCUAGUGCGCCUGGGGGGGGGGUACGGUCCGGUACUUGCUGUUUGCUGUGAUGGGGGGCACCCCAAAUUUGG
Molecule: messenger RNA, 1971 nt
Organism: Harpia harpyja (harpy eagle)
Lineage: Eukaryota; Metazoa; Chordata; Aves; Accipitriformes; Accipitridae
Product: rhodopsin kinase GRK1-like
Biological process (GO): protein phosphorylation; visual perception; regulation of opsin-mediated signaling pathway
Cellular component (GO): cytoplasm
Molecular function (GO): rhodopsin kinase activity; ATP binding
Source: RefSeq, a predicted model, not a curated record